This is a messenger RNA of Trichoplax adhaerens, 699 nucleotides long. RefSeq lists its product as uncharacterized. The coding region runs from base 1 to 699 and encodes 232 amino acids. The record is from RefSeq and is a predicted model, not a curated record. Lineage: Eukaryota; Metazoa; Placozoa; Uniplacotomia; Trichoplacea; Trichoplacidae. The transcript is spliced from 3 exons.
AUGAAGGCGGAAUGUCCUGUAUUGAUAAUAUUUUCUAUCCUAUAUCAUGCAGAUGGCUUUCAUCCAUUCAUGAGCGUAAUGAAAGUACAUGAUGAAUUGGUAGAUAAUGUCAUGAGUUUAAUUGCUAAAGAUAUUCACAAUAUGCAGAAGGAAGAUGAAGAGAAUGCUGCUAUCACAGCGAGCUCGCUCAAUUCGCUCUAUUGCCAAGCAUUGCCUGUCAAUAUUACCUUUCCAACUUGGUUGAUACCUAAUCUACCGAAUGAAGAUUCUGCUAUCAGUAAGGCUGUAUCAGAUUUACAGAGCAGUGGAGUUUCAGCUAGCUGCACUAAUAAGUGGAUAAGUCUCUUGUGUCACAAAGUGCCAUUUUGUAGCAGCCAUAAAAAGAAACUGCUUGGUUCAGUAAGUAGGCAAGAGUGCAAUUCUGCUGUUAAUUGUUUAUCAAGCACUUCUCAAGCAGCUUUCAGAGACAUUAUUGACUGCCAUAUGUUUCCUGAUCAAAAAGCGCCAGUUUAUAAUCCUUGUGGCCAAACCAAUGCUCCUCCUAGCCAAAUCAAUGGUCCCUCCAGCCAAAAACAUACUAACCAUGCAUCCACAGUUGUCCUUGGAUCUUUCCUAUUUUACGUAAUUUGUUCUCUUUUAGCUUUUUUAUCUAAAGCAUCUUUCUGCAUGAUAUAUUAUACGAGUGUGGUGAAAAAGUAG